AUUUGACAGCUACUUUUCUAGACAAAACGUUUGUUUUAUAAAAAGAAUUUCUUUUCGUUGCAUUUCUUCAACUUUUUAUAUAGCAACGAAGCUCUUGUUUCUUUAAGCCAUGGCAGUUGUAAUCGAAACAACUCUUGGCGAUAUUACGGUGGAUCUGUUUAUCGAAGAACGCCCAAGAGCAUGCCUUAACUUUAUAAAGCUUUGUAAACUGAAAUAUUACAAUUACAAUUUGUUUCACACAAUCGAGCGGGAUUUUAUUGCCCAAACAGGUGACCCCACCGGUGCCGGAGAUGGCGGUGAAUCUGUAUGGGGAGUUGUAGAGGGUUCGCAUAAGCGUUUCUUCGAAGCGGAAUCAUUGCCAAAGAUAAAACACACAAUCCCGGGACUUCUGUCUCUUGUGAGUGUGGGGAAGUUUAUGGUUGGGUCGCAGUUCUUCUUUACUCUCGGUCCGGACCUUACAUCUCUGGAUGCAGUGCAUUGUGUUAUUGGAGAAGUUGUUGAAGGACGAGAGAUCCUAAGGAAAAUGAAUGAAGCAAUUGUUGAUGAAAAGUUCCGCCCCUACCAGGACAUUCGGGUGACGCACACUGUCAUUCUGGACGAUCCCUUCAGUGACCCAAGAGGGUUCCAAGUGCCCAACCGAUCUCCAUCGCCCUCUGCUGAACGAAUGAUAAAUGGCAGAAUUGGCGCCGAUGAGGAUAUAGACGAUACCGCCGGCAAGACGCCGGAGGAAAUUCAAGAAAUGCUAGCCGAACGCGAGGCUAAAGCCAGAGCAACUAUCUUGGAGAUUGUUGGUGAUUUACCAGAUGCGGAUAUUGCCCCACCUGAGAAUGUUCUUUUCGUUUGCAAACUUAAUCCAGUUACCACCGAUGACGAUCUGGAAAUCAUUUUCAGCCGUUUUGGAAAAGUCAAGGGUUGUGAAGUUAUCCGUGAUAAGCUCAGUGGAGAUUCCUUGCAAUAUGCUUUUGUGGAAUUCGAAGACCAAAAAUCCUGUGAAGCGGCAUACUUCAAAAUGGAUAACGUUCUCAUUGAUGACCGCAGAAUCCAUGUGGACUUCUCACAGUCGGUUUCAAAGGUGCAGUGGCGUGGGAAGGGCCGUGGACUUGUCCAUAAAGACGAAAAGGACAGAAAACUUGAUUUCAAUAAUUUACGGGGUAACAAUAGAGGAGGAGAGAGGCAGAGAAAUAGAGAUCAAAGUCGAUCGCCGGUAAGGAGGUCGGACAAGAACUCACGCCUCGAAGAUUAUAAAAGAUCUUCCAACAGAGCAGCUUCACCUCAGCCCAAGAGGAGGCAAGAUGAACGUCCACCAAGACGGAGUAGUCAUUAUCGUUCAAACUCUAGAGAAAAACCAUCGUCUAAAAGGAGGGAAUCACCUAAGGACAGACGCCCUGUGAGACAACGUUCCAACUCCAGGUCUCCAGUUCAAAGAAGAAGGGACUCCCCCACCAAAAUAUCACAAACAAAAGAAAGACGACGGUCUCCUGUUCAAAAGUCCAGACACCGUUCGACAUCAGGGGAUAGAAAUCGUCCGAGGAAUCGUUCCCCAGAUGAUAGACAACGAAGGCGAUCACCACCAGGAAACGACAGAAGACGUAUCCCAGAUCGUCCAUCGGCUAGACAUGAACAAGAACGACGUCGAAACUUUGAUGAGUCCUCAAGAUCAAGGGAGCAAAGGAGAAAAUCUCCUCCAUCUAGAAAUGAAACCGAUAGGCGUGGAAAUAAUGAUGGAUCAAGAUUAAAAGUUGAUCGAAUUAAUAUGCCACAAGAAAACCGCGAAAAGCCACGAAGGAGUGAAUCUAGUUCUGUUGCUGCGAAAUCAAAGGAAAAACAUCCUAAAUCGAAGAAAAGUAAGAGACGAAAGUCAGUUACAUCAUCGUCCAGCAGCUCUGGAUCAGAGUCCGAUUCGUCGACUUCCUCUUCAGAAUCUUCAUCUUCCCCCUCAUCCUCCAGUUCCGAUGACAAGCGUAAGAAAUCAAAAAAAUCCAAAAAAUCUACAAAACAAAAAUCCAAGAAGCAACCCAAAAAGAAAUCUAAAAAACACAACUCUUCUAGUUCUAGCGAUUAGAAGAGAACGACGACUCUUGAAGAAAGAACAUUUUUAAACAUUUCUAAAUACAUUUUUGACUGUAGAACUACUUUUUAAGAUUUAUUUUUUUUUUAUUAAUUUUUGCCAGCUUGUGGUUCUGCCCCACCACAUUUUGAAGCACCACGCCUAGGCUUUUCAAUAACGGCAUCAGGAUUGAAGGGCACAUUUUCCAAUCGAGGUACUUCUUCUCUAAUAUUUACCUC
Molecule: messenger RNA, 2286 nt
Organism: Eupeodes corollae
Lineage: Eukaryota; Metazoa; Arthropoda; Insecta; Diptera; Syrphidae
Product: peptidyl-prolyl cis-trans isomerase sig-7
Exons: 2
Coding region: 110-2062 (650 amino acids)
Biological process (GO): protein peptidyl-prolyl isomerization
Cellular component (GO): nucleus
Molecular function (GO): RNA binding; peptidyl-prolyl cis-trans isomerase activity
Source: RefSeq, a predicted model, not a curated record